Manis javanica (Malayan pangolin) is the source of this 6258-nucleotide messenger RNA. The record is from RefSeq and is a predicted model, not a curated record. NCBI's taxonomy places the organism in Eukaryota, Metazoa, Chordata, Mammalia, Pholidota, Manidae.
CUUGGGCUGUUUAAUCAUUAAAGGAAAGAAAUCAAGCCAGGAGCACCUCAAAGUCCAGCCUGGUGGUGACAGACUGUAACAGAAGAGCAUGGAGCUGGCAGCAAUGAGGCCUGGAACUUCCGGAAAUGGGGUCAAGACCGUGACAGCUCCACGCUCAGCGUCGGGCGUGGGAGUCAGCCUGCAUGCCUACGACAUUGGAGUCUUGGUUGUUUACUUUGUCUUCGUCAUCGGUGUGGGGGUCUGGGUGAGUAGGCCCAAAGGUCAGACCAGCUCUCCUCUGGCUGGCUGUGGAGCCAGGGGCAGGGGCGAACAGAAGGAAAAUAAAUGGGGAGGCACAGAGGCUGAGAUGCAAGGGUCUUCAGUAGUCAUCUUCUCCAGUCUGCGGGGCCUGAUGAUCGCCGUGAUCAUGGCCGCCCUCAUGAGCUCACUCACCUCCAUCUUCAACAGCAGUGGCGCCCUCUUCGCCGUUGAUGUGUGGCAGCGCUUCCGCAGGAAGGCGCCAGAGCAGGAGCUGAUGCUGGUGGGCAGAGUGUUUGUGGUGUUCCUCGUUGCCAUCAGCAUCCUCUGGAUCCCCAUCAUCCAAAGCUCCAGCAGCGGGCAGCUCUUCACCUACAUCCAGUCUGUCACCAGCUACCUGGCCCCGCCCAUCACUGCACUCUUCCUGCUGGCCAUCUUUUGCAAAAGGGUCACAGAGCCUGGAGCCUUCUGGGGCCUCAUGUUUGGCCUGGCUGUGGGACUUCUGCGCAUGAUCCUGGAGUUCUCAUACCCAGCCCCAGCUUGUGGGGAGGCAGAUGGGAGGCCAGCCGUGCUGAAGGACAUGCACUACCUCUAUUUCGCCCUCCUCCUCUGUGGGCUUACUGCCUUCGUCACCAUCACUGUCAGCCUCUGUACAGCCCCCAUCCCUGAGGCAAAGCUUGCUCGCCUGACAUGGUGGACCCGGCACUGUCCCCACGCUGAGCUGGAGGAGGAGGCCCAUGAAGGAACCACAGGAAUAAGGGAGACACCAUCUGGGGAGUGCCCUGCAGCAGGCAGAGGGGCAGAGAACUCCAGCCAGGGCCAGAAGCAGCCUGGAGCCCCAUGCAGGUCCUGGGGAAAGUGGCUCUGGGGCUGGUUCUGUGGGCUCUCCAGGGCCCAAGAGCAAACCCUAAGCCCAGCAGAGGCAGCCGCACUCCAGCAGAAGCUGACCAGCAUCGAGGAGAAGCCACUCUGGAGAAGCGUCUGCAACGUUAAUGCUGUCCUCCUGCUGGCCAUCAAUGUCUUCCUCUGGGGCUAUUUUGCAUAACUUCACAUACCUGGCUUCAGCGGAGACAGGUUAAACACAGCCUGCCAUCGAGAUAGGCUUUUCUCCCACCUUGCUGUUGAAGCUGGAGACCACAGAAGCUGGGACUGCAGGAGCCCCUGCAGAGCAGCUCACCCGGUGUGCACACUGGACAAGGGGAGAAAUGCCGGCCCAGAGAGAGCAUGGGGUUUGCUCAGGGUCACACACUGCAGGACUCAUGAACUGGGUCUCCUGACUCCAGCUCUCUUUCCAUCACACCACUUUCCGUUCCUACCUCAAAAACACUGCUUCCCCCCUCUUGGCGAAUCUCUUCAGGAAUUUUACUGUAUUUUGAGGUGAAAAUGUGGGAGAUACAAGAAAAGCAGUGGCAAGAACAUUGCAGAAAUCGAAAUGCAUCUUUGCUCACCUGUAUCCCUUCCUUCCUCCUUCUUCUUGCCCUGUCUAUCCAGUUCCCAGCCCCCAGGCAGCUAUUUCUAGCAGACAUCUACCCAGGAGGGACUUACCCUUCCAUUGGUGGCUUUGCAGGGGUGCCUGUCAGGCCCAAAGGAUGGAGGGACCAGGUGGAAAGGCACAAACAAUGCAGCUGGCAGGGAGCUCGGGGGCAGGGACUCUCGGCACCACUCACCUUCUGCCUCUCCCUACCUGCACACACACGUGUGCAGUCUCCAGGGCCUUGGUGAACUUAAAGGCUACUUAGGGAGACAUGACUUGUUGAAGAAAAGAGUCAGGACAGACUGCUCUGUGCUUAAGAGCAAGUGGAGGAGCCAGGGAAGCUGGGCCUAUGACCCUCACCCUUUGCCUGCUAGGCAUCCCCUGCCCUGGGAAGCUCCAUGACCCUGCUUGGGUCCCUCCUCCAAAAGCUGUUCAUGCCCACAACCAGGUCAAGGUCCCCCUGCUCUACACCUGUGGACCUGCUCCUGUGGCAGCGUGGGUCGCUGUGCGGUAAUACUUGUCUCCUUCAUGAGAUCAGUACCCCAAGGGGCAAGGGCCAAGGACCACAUCCUGAGUGACUGUGUACCCAGACAUUAACGGGUGUUCAAAGAUGUUAUAUUAGUAUUCUUUAGGGUCCUGGUGGGCUCUGCACUGUGGCUGGCACGGUCACGCACAAGGUGGGGGGAUUCUCCUUCAGUUGGUGGCGGAGUGAUGACCUUACCAUGGCCACCUGCAUCCCAGAGUAGAUACGUCCCCAGCACCCAGCAUACAGCCUCAUGGUCCCCUGACUUCGCUUUCAAAGAAAGUGUCAGAGUGACAUAUCUAUAUAAUCAUUUCAUUGAUAUUCACCUAGACUGUAAGUUUCCCCCUGCCUCCCAACACCUAAAAGGUUACCUGCUACAUCAUGAGUGCUAAAAAACAAGUAUUGCAUGAAUAAAUGAAAGAAUGAAUUAAUGAAAGAGUGAAAAAGGGUCCUUAGCAGAGGAAACCAAAAAUUCAAAACAGAGGUGGGAAAAAACAUGACAAACAGGAAACAAAAAAUAGUGUAAGAUGUCAGAAUUGGCAAGUCCACUGCUAGUCCACACUGGCUCCUUUGGGAAAGUAAGCAAAAGGUGCCCUUCCUUCUUGGCAUAUGUGAGUCCUCUCCAGGGCUCACAGGUGGCAGUCAGAGCCCAGUCUGUGUUCCUGCCCCUCCAUGCCCCUUGGCCAGGUGCAUUUGUGCAGGGCACCAGCUGUAUAUCCAUGCAUGGUAGCCCUGCUGUGCUGGGAGCAGCUAGGGAGGGGAGCAGAGGUCAGCUGGGGUGCAGUGGGGGGUUCCCUGCCAAACUUGGGACUUCUUAUCUCUUACCUGGAUCUCUGCAUCGUUUCUUGUCUAUAAUCUCUGUUCUCAAUUUCUCCUCUUCCAAUUCAGCCUAGGCACUAAAGUGAGGGUAACCUUUGUAAAAUGUAAAUCUUCCAUUUGCCUGUUUAAGGUUCUAUAGGAGACAGUGUUUCCUAGCCUGGCAUGAGGCCCUAUAAAAACUGGUAGAAAUACCCCCACGGUUCAGUCCUUGGGCUCGCUUCUCUAUUCCAGCCAAAGAGAGGCUGUCCUAUGCAGUGGUUAAAAGCAGGCCCUUGGCAAGUUGACCUUCGGCAACCAAGCCUUGGCUCUGCCACUUGGUAACUACAUGAUACUGAGAACAUUGCUUAACCUCUCUCUGCUUCCUUCCUACCAAAUGGAGAUGGUAACUGCAGCUGCUUCAUAGAAUUGUUGAGAGGAUUAAAUGAGUUUAUUCACAUAAAGUAUUUAAAGCAAUGCCUGGUGCAUAGUCAUUGUUAAACUCAAUGAACAUUAGCUAUUACUACUACUGUUAGUAGGUCAGCUGGGCACACAAGGAGGCAUGAUGGUACCUGGUCAUGUUAUUUUAGAGCCAGCAUAACCUGCUAUCAGAGCAAAAAUGGAGGAGCAAUACAUUUUUCCUGAGCAAUCAGGAAAGGAUCUAAAAGAAAAGCACCCACUGGAGCUGGCCUUUGGAGCAUGGAUAGGAGUUUUGAAGAAGUCAUACAAGGUAGAAGGGACAGCAUGUGCAAAGGUGGAAAGGUGUAAAAGUGCAUGGUGAAAAACAGGGAUAGUAUUUAUUCAUUUGCAAAUACCAGUCCUAUGAUCACCUUUUGUUUCAGCCUCUCAUCUCUGAGGAAGAGCUGUGAGGUUUCCCGAGAGAUGUGGAAAAAUUCUUGGUCCCCUGAAUAGAACAGGCUGGAAGUGCAGGGGACUUCAAGUCCUGGGAGCAGCCCCCAACCAGGAUAAACAAGAGUUGGUGGAUGAGCACUGCCAGGUUCCUGCCUCUCCAGUGGGACAACUUUGGGCUUGUUCUAAACCACUCCAGAAGUUCUUGGGGGAACAGAUCCCCAGUUGCCCCCAGAGUUAAUCUGUUCAUUAACACAUCCUAAAUUGCUGUCUUUCCUGCCCUGUCUGAUGUUUUCCCUAUGUUCCUGCUAGUGUUUCCUGGGAUUGACCCUUCCCCACCCCUCAACAUAAACCACUACACCUGUUUUCAUGUAUUGCUUCUGGGGAAACCAAACUAGAUAUCUUUUAAGACUUGAAGGUCCUUGAGUCCUAGCUUAAUUUUGCUACUACUUACUUAUGGGUCCUCUGCCCCAGUACCUUAGUUUAUUCAUCCUUGAUAAGGAAGGGAAAUGCAAAGAUUUGAAUUUGUUUUGAUGAACUCCAGGGAGCCUUCUAAUGCUAACACUGUAUGCUUCUGAUUCAAUUCCACAUAUGGGCCCUUGAUGGGGGAGGGGGUACAGGAAGAGCAAGUCACGUGCCAGCACACUUGAGUGGAAAUAAUGCAAAUAGAAAGCACUAAAAAGUAGUUUUCAGAGAAUUGAAAUGGGUUUGCCAUGAGCAAUAACAACAUUAAGAAAUAGCUUUGGACUGUAGAAGGGUGAUGUUUAAAAACAAAUAGUGCUCUUAAAAAUGCCAUGAAGAAAUGUUUUUAGAAGUAAUUUACAAUUGAGCUUGGACCACAGAAGCACUCGAUUUAAAAUGUGAAACUCAUUACUGUGUCCCUGGGUGUGAGAGUUCACAUCAGUUAGAAGCGGGUGGGCGCUGCUAGAAGCCUAGGCAAACCCAUGUCAGUUUUCCAUUAACCUAGAACGGGUGUCUCUCUAGACUUCCAGCUCUGAGUAAGAUUACUGUAAUUCCUUCUUUUCUCCAGGGUGAAAAGUUGGGAGAACUUUAAAGGUUAUAUAUAAAUAUAAAUCCUAGAGACUUAAACUGAGUUAGUUACAGUUUACUUUCAUAUUUCAAAAUCAAAUCUCAGCUUUAGCCUGUACUCCCAAUGUAGAAAUGUCAGAUUUUUUUUACUAUGAUCUGACAUAAAAUCUACAACUUUCACUUAAGGAAGAAGAAAAAAAGACUCCCACCAUUAUACCUUAUCCCCUGAAUAAAACACAAAAGCCUUGAUUCACCUCUCAGUACAAUUUGUAUGUAAAUUUUAACCCAGAAUUCUGACUUCACCUGCAGGCCUCUCCCCAUCACACUGCUCAUAUAUGCCACAUUCUUGGGGAAUUGUUCUAGUUUCCAGGCACAUGGAAUAAACGUGCAAAAAAUCUACAGUCCAAGCUAAUAAAACAUCUAUGGUUAAUCUAAUGAAAAAGGCAGGCAAGUAAGCAGUACCUUGCCAUAACGACUAAAAUUAGAGGUAGGAACGACAUACUUGGGAAAAACAGAAAAAAGGGCAACCAGUGACCUGGUAGAGUUCAGGAGGGCUUCACAGAAAUGACAUUUAAUGUGGAUUCUGAAGGGCGUGUAGUGAUUUUUGUGUGGAAAAUGGAAUGAAGAAGAACAAGUAGGCCAAGGGUAUGGCAUGUUUAGGGCAGAGUGAGACUUCUUGGUGUGGCUGCAGGAGAAUGAAGCAGAUCAGCCUGGGGAAGUGGGUGGAGGCAAUCCUACGCACACAGACGAGCACUGCAAUUUGGGCACCAUGGUGCAGCUCCGAAUGGCAUAGGGUCAGGGAUACAUUGCAGGGUAAUGAAUGUAUCCAAUGAGCAGCUUGUGGUUUGUCUUAGAAAGGCCAUUAUGCCAACAGAAAGAAUGAAUGAAAGGACCAGAGGCUGCUAAGGGAUGGCAGUUUACGAGGCUGUGGCGGAAGGAAGGAAGCAGGUAUCUAUCCACAGAUGAUGAACAUGUCUAUGCACACACCGGAGUACCAUUUGGCUCUAGAAAGUUAUGAAAUUUUGAUAUAUGCUGCAUGGAUGAACCUUGAAAACAUUGCUUCAAGUGAAAUAAGCCAGACAGAGGACAUGAAUGAUUCCCCUUAUAUGAGGUACCUAGAAUAGGCAGAUUCACAGAGACACAAAGUACAAUAGAAGUUCCCAGGGAGUGGGACAGGGGAGAAGGAGAUACUGCUUAAUGAGACCAGAGUUUAUGUUGGGGAUGAUGACAAAGUUUUGGGUUUAGAGAUUGGUGAUGGAUAUACAGCAUGAUGAAUGUAUUAAAUGUCACUAAAUUGUACACUUACAAAUGGUUAAAAUGAUAAAUAUUGUUAUAUUUAUUCACAGUAAAA